AUGCCUGACUUCCUGGAAGCAAACGGCGACGCCGCCGCCGACGAGUAUGCCCGCCACAUGCGGCUGCUCCCUGGCAACGACGGCGAGACAAAGCUCGAUCUCGCCAACACGCCCAUCUUCAAUGCCACAGUCAGGGACCAAGCAAGCCGUCUCUCCGGAUCAUCUGCCUACCGCGCCUUCACGCAGUACGGCCUGCUCGGCGGUAUCUCAUAUGGCCGCCGUGGAGAGGUCGGCGUCGACGCCGGGCAGCAUGCCGCGUCUGAUCCUCGCCUCUUCUACAACGUCGCUACUCCCUCUAGCGUAUUUAUCUGCGGAAGCCAGGGCUCGGGUAAGAGCCAUUCACUGAGCUGCCUCCUGGAGAACUGCCUGUUGCCGUCCGACGCCAACAAGCUGCCGCGGCCGCUCACCGGAAUAGUGUUCCACUAUGACACCUUCAACUCGGACACGGGCGGCUCUCCUUCCGAAGCAGCCUAUCUGUCAUCGAAUCCCAAUGUUCAGGUGCGAGUUUUAUGCGCACCCACGAACCGUGUCAACAUCCAGAGAAUAUACAGCUGCCUCCCCAAUGUCGUAGUGAGUGAUUUUCGAAUCCACGAGUCACAACUCAACACCGGACGCAUGCUCGACCUCAUGGCCAUGGGGUCCGUAGCCGGCGAUUCCUGGCCGCUCUACAUGCAUUCGGUGACGCGUAUCCUGCGUGAAAUGCGCCUCGAGCAGCAAUCUCACGGCGUAGAUGGUGGCUUUGAUUACGGCGACUUUAAGCGCCGUCUUACGGACGAGGCGCUGAUCGGCACGCAGCUUGGCCCGCUCCAACAGCGCCUUGACGCGCUUGAGAGCUUUAUGGUGCCUGGGGAAGCGACUCAGACCCGACUGCGCUCCGGCCAGGGCAAGUAUGCCGAGGUCGGUAGGUUCGCCCAGCGCGCCGGUCCCAGCGCGGAUAGGACGUGGGUUCCCAAGGCCGGACAACUGACCAUUGUAGACCUGUCAUGCCCUUGCAUCACCGACGUGACUGCAUGCUCGCUCUUCACCAUUUGCUUGAGCUUGUUCCUUGAGCAACAAUCCGCCGUCGGCCGCGUCGUCGCCCUCGACGAGGCACACAAGUACAUGACGGGCUCCAUCGAGUGCGACACGCUCACGGAAAGGCUGCUCUCGGCGAUCCGUCUCCAGCGCCACCUGGCAACUCGCGUCUUCAUCUCCACGCAGGAACCCACCAUCUCCCCCAAGCUGCUUGACUUGUGCUCUGCCACCAUUGUGCACCGCUUCAGCUCGCCCGAGUGGCUAACCACCCUCAAGGGCCAUCUCGCCGGCGCCUCCUCGCUCGCCGGCGCCACAACCCACGAUUCGAGCCGAGACGACAAGGCCAACAACCAUGUUGCGCUCGUCAGUCCGACCUUGCGCAGCGGGACGGACUCCACCUCCUCCGAUCAGCUACUAUCCGACAUUUUCCAGCAGAUAGUGUCGCUACGGACUGGAGAGGCGCUGCUGUUUGCGCCAAACGCCGCCAUUGGCGUGCGCAUGGAGCGAGCCGGCCUGGACAGUGAGGAUGAGGGGGACGCAGAGAGCGCGUCAUCUGAGUCCUACAGCUCUGACGACUCGGGAAGUAGCGCGGAUAGUGCGCACAGCGCUGAUGAAUCCGUGUUAUUUAACAGGGACACAGCGAAUGCCCCAUCAGCGCGAAAUGCUGUGCGCUCCGCCGCUGUGACGGACUGGCGUCCUACGGAGGCGAUUCGUCUCGGAAGCGGGGUGAUGAAGAUUUUGAUUCGGCAACGUGUGACCCAAGACGGUGGACAGUCGAUCAUGUCGACCUGA
Molecule: messenger RNA, 1806 nt
Organism: Cordyceps fumosorosea ARSEF 2679
Lineage: Eukaryota; Fungi; Ascomycota; Sordariomycetes; Hypocreales; Cordycipitaceae
Exons: 3
Coding region: 1-1806 (601 amino acids)
Source: RefSeq, a predicted model, not a curated record